AUGAAGUACUCUGCUGCCCUCUCCGUCCUCACCCUGGCCGUCGCUGCCCUGGCUGCCCCUGCCAACGUUGAGGGUCGUGACAGUGGCCAUGGUGGUGGUAAGGGUGGUGAUACCAACAUUGCAGCAGCGACCGGCAGCAGCGCCUACUGCUGCAACACCGAAUCCAACGGCUCGCUCAUCUCCCUCAACCUGCUCGACUGCCUCAAACUCUAA
Messenger RNA from Ilyonectria robusta, 213 nucleotides. RefSeq lists its product as uncharacterized. The transcript is spliced from 3 exons. The coding region runs from base 1 to 213 and encodes 70 amino acids. Lineage: Eukaryota; Fungi; Ascomycota; Sordariomycetes; Hypocreales; Nectriaceae. The record is from RefSeq and is a predicted model, not a curated record.